AUGGUUGUGACAAGCGAUGCGACCAAGCCAACUACGACGCCGGUUGUCACAGUGACCACUAGCUCGACGCCGACAAUGACGACCACCACCGAGCACGGGCUAUCCAUCUCGCCCACCGAAGUCGCGUCUAUUGCCAACGUCCGGCUCCCGAGCUUUUGGCGGUACGCGCCUCGCCAGUGGUUCGCCCACACGGACGCCAUGUUCCACGCGAACCGCGUGAGAUCCGACUUAACGCGCGUGAAUUACGUGCUCGCGUCUCUCGACGACGAAGGCAUUCGCGAGGUUUCCGACCUCCUCGGCGACAACGUCUCUUACGACCUGGUUCGCGAGCGGCUGGUUAGCUUGUACACCGCUCCGGCGGCCGCACGCUUCCGCUCAAUCAUCCAACCCGGAGACAUGGGAGACCGCACGCCAUCGCGGCUCCUCAAAGACAUGCGGGAUGUCUACCCCGAGGGCAUGUCAGACGCGGCGUUGGAGCAGUUCUGGCGCGCCAAACUUCCGGCAGCUGUCCGCACCGUCAUCGCUGGUUUUUCCGGUUCUCUCGAGUCCUUGGCCGAGCGCGCCGAUCGAAUUUUGUUCGAGUGCGAAAGUCGCGAGGUCGCGGAAGUCCGCCCUACUCCGCGCGUGCGUUGUGCGGCCGUUUUCCCCGAGUCACGCGAGAUCGAACCGACUCCAGAAGCAACUCCGCCCGCACGUUUUCAAACCACGCUAGAGACACGCGUCCAGACCAUCGAGUCCGCGAUACUGAGCCUGACCGAGCAGGUUUCGCAGCUCGCGUCUCAGAUCGCGCCUCCGAAACGCGCGCCCGUGACACGCCCCGUUCGAUCCGAACCGCCGCCGCCACAACACGCGGGCAACACGACGGGUUGGUGCUACUAUCACGCGCGCUACGGACCCGAGGCGCAAAAGUGCCGCGCCCCGUGCACCUUCGUGCCCACGCAUAAAAAUUAA
Aphis gossypii (cotton aphid) is the source of this 951-nucleotide messenger RNA. RefSeq lists its product as uncharacterized. Bases 1 to 951 code for a protein of 316 amino acids. The transcript has a single exon. Lineage: Eukaryota; Metazoa; Arthropoda; Insecta; Hemiptera; Aphididae. The record is from RefSeq and is a predicted model, not a curated record.